GGGGCCGGCCCAGGGGCCGCAUCCUGUGGUCCCCAUCCCAAACGGCUGUGAUCACCAUGACAACGCUGACUUCAGCCUCCGCCACCUACUCGGGCUCAGAGCCACUGGGUGCCGGCUGAUGGAUCGGUACGGGCACUGGACCGAGGAUGUCCUCGAUGUUCGGCAAACCCCGAGCCAGCAGCGAGCGGCCACCCCAGAGUCCCCUCCCCGAGUGCAACGUGGCCAUCCUGGGGUGCAGAGGGGCCGGCAAGUCAGCUCUGACCGUGAAGUUUCUAACCAAGAGGUUCAUCAGUGAAUAUGAUCCCAACUUGGAGGACACCUACUCCUCGGAGGAGCUGGUGGACCAGCAGCCUGUGCUCUUGAAGGUGAUGGACACUGCUGACCAGGAUGGCCCCGGGAACUGCGAGCGCUACCUGUGCUGGGCCAGCGCCUUCCUGGUUGUCUACAGCAUCGACAACAGGAAGAGCUUCGAGGGCUGCCAGCGCUACCUCGAAGUGCUCGCCCUGCACGCGCGGGGCUGCCAGCGCCGCUGCCCCGUGCUCCUGCUGGGAAACAAGCUGGACAUGGAGCAGUACAGGGAAGGCACAACAAGGACACACAGAGUGAAGCAGCAAGGCCAGCCCACAUCUGAGGGCACCAACCCUGGUGAGGGUCACAGCCAUCAAUUUACACCGUGCUCCUGGAACACGCCGGCUGCUUGUGGACAAACGCCGCCAGGUGAGCUGUGCCAGGUGUUUCAUAAGCUGUGGGUUACCUCCUGGUGUCUGUGCACAGCAGGGAUGCUGGAAAGCUGCUGGAAGUACUUCGCGACUUCAUCAAGUAGUGACCCGCAGCCAAAUAUCCCCAGAUAUGGGAGGCCAGAACUUUGCAGAUCCUUUACAUCUAAAUCACAUCAGCAAAAUUAGUUUCAUUCAUCAAAGCUACAAAACAAAGUGUUCUCAGGUCAGUAUGCCUACUCCAGUGGAGCCUGAGUAGAAUUCUGCCUAAACCGCCAGCUUCCCCAGUAAGGAAACAGUGACUCCCACAGUUGGGCUGGACAUGUUCCAAGGAGUUUGGAUCUUCCAGCCUGGAAGAGACUGUUAAAGGCAUCUCCUCCAGCCUCCCCCACGCAGCUGCUCUGCCCUGCUGCCCACAUCCCAAAGUGGGCAAGAACUGCUCCACAAGACCAGCUGGGACAGCGUGGGGGAUGUUCUUCCCCACUGCUCCCCUGCCUGCCUGCAUCUCAGCAGUGACUCUGGUGGCUGAUGGACAGGGAUGAGCCCUUAGAUCCAGGCCUCUGCAACUCCGAGUGUGCACUUUGGUCUCCUGUCCCUCUGAAGGCACCCAAGACCCUUCUGAGGUUGCUUCCCAGCUUGGCUACAACAGGGGAAGCUCAAAUGAGAGACAGCUCAUGCAUUCUGUGCUCAUAUGGAAGGAGGCAGAAAGAACAAAGAGGCCAGUGCCUCUCAAGAAACAUUUUACCUGUGUUAUUUUGAGUUUAUAUUGACUCCUGAAAGUUUUUGUAAUUUCUUUCUUCUUGCAAAUGGGAUUUUAACAUCAAAAGCUGCAAAAUCUGUACAGUAUUACAUAUUUCAGGAACAAAGAGUCACACAACAAUGCUAUUUCAAAUACUUCUGUGGAUCUGUGGACUUUGCUAGCAUUCAGUGAAAUCUCAAGAUAUUACAGGAAAAUGUCAAGGGACUGCUUUUUGCUCUGUGCAUUGAUCCCAGCACUUCAGUGGUAAAAACCUUUCUCAUAAUGGAAGCCCUUGAAGAUCUGACACAUAUCCCACGCAGAAGGCAGAGCUGAGGGAUUGGUGCUCUAAAGGUUGGCAUAAUCCAGCAAGGGGGCUGUGCCAUGUGGGAACAUAGGAACACACAUGUCCACAGCUGCACGUGGACUCUUCCCAGCCACAUGUGGUGCUGUGAAUCCACCUGUGCUUGGUUUUUGUCAGCUCUGAUAUUCAUGGCUGCUCACCAAGCCACAUUUUGCCCUCAUUCUGCAAAUGAGAAGUCUUUAGAUAUGUAUUAUACUGGUUUAAGUAAAGAUGGGGGAAUAUCUUUUGGAAAGACCAUCAAGUACAGCUUCUGUUGAGAUGAUAAUGUCCCUCUGGGCUCUGUAUUCAAAACUCACUACACAGCAUGGGACAAUGCAUUUAGAGCUCUCCAGAGUUGCAUCCAGACUCUCUCUCUCUGGUGGUUGUCCUAUCUUAACAGAUUGUGUUAAAAUGGGUCAGUUAUUUCAAAUACAGGAUUAAAGUGGGAUGUCCUGUCUUUGGGAUUCAUAGAGGAUAUCUAUACAAUGUCACACCACAGACAUACAAAUGGAUGGUAUGGUUUAUAAAGGUACAUUAAGGUCUGAGCUCCAUUAAGGAACACAAGGAAUUGUUUAAUAUUUAAAAUAAUAAGGCAAGAAGGCAGUCUGUGCUAUUUUUUAACCUCUAUAAAGUAAAAAGCUAAAGAGAAAAUCUAAGUUAUAUUACACAUUUUCCUUUGACUGCUUUAAUAUGCAGGAGUUACCUCAGCCUGCUUCUUACUCGCCAUUCAGACAGUCUCUCCUUAAAAAGUCUGCCUUCACUUAAAAUUCCCAAGGAUUCAAGCUUUCUAACUGGAAUAAAUAAAUAAUCCUUUCUUUACAGAUAGCUAUAAAUUAACCCAGCAGCCAGUGCAGCAGGAAUGCCCGUUAAUCUCUGCUA
Messenger RNA from Motacilla alba alba, 2674 nucleotides. It is a transcript of the gene RASL12, whose product is annotated as RAS like family 12. Gene Ontology annotation, molecular function: GTP binding; GTPase activity. The record is from RefSeq and is a predicted model, not a curated record. The coding region runs from base 147 to 905 and encodes 252 amino acids. The transcript has 8 exons. Lineage: Eukaryota; Metazoa; Chordata; Aves; Passeriformes; Motacillidae.